AGGACUUGAUGCAUCAUUAGAUUCAUUGGUGAUCAUAAGCAUUACCAAAAACUCACUCUGUAUCUUUCUUUUUUCAAAAACUAAAAAUGACACUAUGGGGCAAAUUAGAGGCACAGUUUGAAAUCGAUGCUCCUGCAGAUCAGUUUCAUGAUGUCUUCAGUUGCCGACCACACCAUAUAUCCAAUAUGUCCCCUCACAAAGUUCAGGGUUAUGAUCUUCUUGAAGGUGAAUGGGGUAAGGAAGGUGCUAUUGUCUGCUGGAAAUAUUUGCAUGAUGGGUCUGCCAAAGUGGCAAAAGAGAUAGUUGAAACCAUAGAUGAUGUGAAUUUAUUAACCGUCUUCAAAGUGUUCGGAGGAGAUUUGUUGAAGGAAUAUAAGAGUUUUAAGUUGACUGUUCAAGUUACGCCUAAGGGAAAGGGCAGCGUGGUGCGCUGGACUUUAGAAUACAAGAAGAUCCAUGAGAAUAUACGAGAUCCUUACUCCUUGCUAGAGUUGAUUGUCAACUUUAGUAAGGAUGUUUCUGCUCAUCUCGUGAAAGGCCAGAAGAAAUGAUCAUAGAACAUGCUACGCUCUAAUAUGU
This is a messenger RNA of Manihot esculenta (cassava), 579 nucleotides long. RefSeq names its product MLP-like protein 28. Bases 87 to 551 code for a protein of 154 amino acids. Gene Ontology annotation, biological process: defense response. The transcript has 2 exons. Lineage: Eukaryota; Viridiplantae; Streptophyta; Magnoliopsida; Malpighiales; Euphorbiaceae. The record is from RefSeq and is a predicted model, not a curated record.